This is a messenger RNA of Aureobasidium uvarum, 555 nucleotides long. NCBI's taxonomy places the organism in Eukaryota, Fungi, Ascomycota, Dothideomycetes, Dothideales, Saccotheciaceae. The record is from the annotation of a GenBank genome assembly.
AUGUUCAACACUCCCAAGGAGGCCGAGUCCGACGACGAGGAUGAAGAAGACUCCUCCGACGAAGCCCCCAACGUCACCCUUACAGAACGCAAAGGCGACCUCUUCGCCGCCCCAGCAAACACCCUCCUCAUCCAUGCCUGCAACUGCGUUGGCAGCUGGGGCGCCGGCAUCGCCGCCGCCUUCAAAAAGAACUACCCAGACCACUUUGCCAUCUACACUGCCCACUGCAAAUCCAAGACGCCAAACUCCUUACUUAGCACCUGCCUUCUCAUCCCUCCCCAAUCCAGCGGCCCCAAACACUGGAUCGGUUGUCUGUUUACCUCUCGCAAAUACGGCAGAGGUAAGGACAGCAAAGACGACAUCAUGGACAGCACAGACAGCGCUCUGCAGGAUAUGCUGGAGCAAUUGGAGGAUCUUGAGAAGCAGCCAUCGGGGAUUUGGAUGUGCAAGAUCAACUCGGGCUCGUUCAGGGUGCCAUGGGGUCAGACCAAGGCGCUGAUCGAGUCGUUGACUUUCAAGNGGGGCCUGCAUAUCCAGAUUGUGGACAAGAAGUGA